AUGAUCAAGAAUGAGUCGAGUGAAGAUCAAAACAAUGAACAACCACCAUUCAACACUCACGCCAUCAGUGAACAACCACCAUUCAACAUUCACACCAUCAGUGAACAACCACCAUUCAACACUCACACCAUCAGUGAACAACCACCAUUCAACGCUAACACCAUCAGUGAACAACCACCAUUCAACACUCACGCCACCAUCCAUACACAACCACCAUUCAACACUAACACCAUCAGUGAUCAACCACCAUUCAACACUCACACCACCAUCCAUACACAACCACCAUUCAACAUUCACACCAUCAGUGAACAACCACCAUUCAACACUCACACCAUCAGUGAACAACCACCAUUCAACACUCACGCCAUCAGUGAACAACCACCAUUCAACACUCACACCAUCAGUGAACAACCACCAUUCAACACUCACACCACCAUCCAUACACAACCACCAUGCAACACUCACACCAUCAGUGAACAACCACCAUUCAACAAUCACGCCACCAUCCAUACACAACCACCAUUCAACACUCACACCAUCAAUGAACAACCACCAUUCAACACUCACACCAUCAGUGAACAACCACCAUUCAACACUCACGCCACCAUCCAUACACAACCACUAUUCAACACUCACACCAUCCAUACACAACCACCAUUCAACACUCACACCAUUAAUGAACAACCACCAUUCAACACUCACACCAUUAAUGAACAACCACCAUUCAACACUCACACCAUCAGUGAACAACCACCAUUCAACGCUAACACCAUCAGUGAACAACCACCAUUCAACACUCACGCCACCAUCCAUACACAACCACCAUUCAACACUCACACCAUCAGUGAUCAACCACCAUUCAACACUCACACCACCAUCCAUACACAACCACCAUUCAACAUUCACACCAUCAGUGAACAACCACCAUUCAACACUCACACCAUCAGUGAACAACCACCAUUCAACACUCACGCCAUCAGUGAACAACCACCAUUCAACACUCACACCAUCAGUGAACAACCACCAUUCAACACUCACACCACCAUCCAUACACAACCACCAUGCAACACUCACACCAUCAGUGAACAACCACCAUUCAACAAUCACGCCACCAUCCAUACACAACCACCAUUCAACACUCACACCAUCAAUGAACAACCACCAUUCAACACUCACACCAUCAGUGAACAACCACCAUUCAACACUCACGCCACCAUCCAUACACAACCACCAUUCAACACUCACACCAUCAAUGAACAACCACCAUUCAACACUCACACCAUCAGUGAACAACCACCAUUCAACACUCACGCCACCAUCCAUACACAACCACUAUUCAACACUCACACCAUCCAUACACAACCACCAUUCAACACUCACACCAUUAAUGAACAACCACCAUUCAACACUCACACCAUUAAUGAACAACCACCAUUCAACACUCACACCAUCAGUGAACAACCACCAUUCAACGCUAACACCAUCAGUGAACAACCACCAUUCAACACUCACGCCACCAUCCAUACACAACCACCAUUCAACACUAACACCAUCAGUGAUCAACCACCAUUCAACACUCACACCACCAUCCAUACACAACCACCAUUCAACAUUCACACCAUCAGUGAACAACCACCAUUCAACACUCACACCAUCAGUGAACAACCACCAUUCAACACUCACGCCAUCAGUGAACAACCACCAUUCAACACUCACACCAUCAGUGAACAACCACCAUUCAACACUCACACCACCAUCCAUACACAACCACCAUGCAACACUCACACCAUCAGUGAACAACCACCAUUCAACAAUCACGCCACCAUCCAUACACAACCACCAUUCAACACUCACACCAUCAAUGAACAACCACCAUUCAACACUCACACCAUCAGUGAACAACCACCAUUCAACACUCACGCCACCAUCCAUACACAACCACCAUUCAACACUAACACCAUCAGUGAUCAACCACCAUUCAACACUCACACCACCAUCCAUACACAACCACCAAUCAACAUUCACACCAUCAGUGAACAACCACCAUUCAACACUCACACCAUCAGUGAACAACCACCAUUCAACACUCACGCCAUCAGUGAACAACCACCAUUCAACACUCACACCAUCAGUGAACAACCACCAUUCAACACUCACACCACCAUCCAUACACAACCACCAUGCAACACUCACACCAUCAGUGAACAACCACCAUUCAACAAUCACGCCACCAUCCAUACACAACCACCAUUCAACACUCACACCAUCAAUGAACAACCACCAUUCAACACUCACACCAUCAGUGAACAACCACCAUUCAACACUCACGCCACCAUCCAUACACAACCACUAUUCAACACUCACACCAUCCAUACACAACCACCAUUCAACACUCACACCAUUAAUGAACAACCACCAUUCAACACUCACAACAUCAGUGAACAACCACCAUUCAACUCUGCAUCCACCUGCCAAAUACCAUAA
Haliotis rufescens (red abalone) is the source of this 2484-nucleotide messenger RNA. RefSeq names its product early nodulin-75-like. Lineage: Eukaryota; Metazoa; Mollusca; Gastropoda; Lepetellida; Haliotidae. The record is from RefSeq and is a predicted model, not a curated record. The transcript is spliced from 2 exons. Bases 1 to 2484 code for a protein of 827 amino acids.